AUGAGUGCUGUUCUACAGGCCGCAUUAUUAAUCAUAUUAAGUGUGGAGUUUAUUAUAGGAAUUUUAGGAAAUGCAUUCAUGGCACUGGUGAACAUCAGGGGCUGGGUCAAGAGAAGAAAGAUCUCUUUUGUGGAUCAGAUCCUUACUGCUCUGGCCAUUUCCAGGAUAGCUUUUCUAUUGUUAAUAAUCUCAAUCAUACUGAUGUCUUCACUGUCUCCAGCUUUAUUAAUAACUGAAAAAAUUAUCAGAAUAACUAAUGCCUCCUGGAUACUGACUAAUCAUUUUAGCAACUGGCUUUCUACAUGUCUCAGCGUCUUUUAUUUUCUCAAGAUAGCCAAUUUCUCAAGCUCUCUUUUUCUUUACCUAAAGUGGAGAAUUAAAAGUGUGGUUUUAGUGACACUGCUAGUGUCUGUGCUCAUUUUCUUUGUAAACAUUAUAAUCAUAAACACAUAUAUAGAUGUCUGGGUUGAUCGAUAUAAGCUGAACACAUCUCACAGUUCUAUAACAAGUAAUGCACAACUUUGUAAACUUGUUUUACUUACAAACACUAUGUUCACACUAAUACCCUUUACUGUGUCUCUGAUCACCUUUUUGUUGAUCAUUUUCUCACUGUGGAAACAUUUGAAGAACAUACAAAAUAAUGCCAAAGGCUCCCAAGACAUCAACAUCACAGCCCACAUAAAGACUCUGCAAAUGGUGGUUGCCUUCCUGCUACUAUAUACUGUUUUUUUUCUGGCACUUGCCUUUCAGUCUUGGAACAAUAAACCUCAUCAUAAAAAUACAGCCCAUAUGUUUUCUGUGGAUACUGGACUUGUUUUUCCUUCAGGCCAUUCAUAUGUCUUGAUUUUGGGAAACAGCAAGCUGAGACAAGGAUUUCUGUUCUUGCUGUGGUGGGUGAAGUGCAAGCUAAAUGUUACAAUUCUUGGGUUCUUAGAACAUGUAAGAGGUUUUGUUCAGUAUUCUAGAGGAUGA
Messenger RNA from Microtus oregoni (creeping vole), 972 nucleotides. RefSeq names its product taste receptor type 2 member 140-like. The record is from RefSeq and is a predicted model, not a curated record. NCBI's taxonomy places the organism in Eukaryota, Metazoa, Chordata, Mammalia, Rodentia, Cricetidae. Bases 1 to 972 code for a protein of 323 amino acids. Gene Ontology annotation, molecular function: bitter taste receptor activity; G protein-coupled receptor activity. Gene Ontology annotation, cellular component: membrane. Gene Ontology annotation, biological process: detection of chemical stimulus involved in sensory perception of bitter taste; sensory perception of taste; G protein-coupled receptor signaling pathway. The transcript has a single exon.